Messenger RNA from Echinococcus granulosus, 3441 nucleotides. Its product is annotated as Serine/threonine-protein kinase PLK1. The transcript has 17 exons. The coding region runs from base 1 to 3441 and encodes 1146 amino acids. Gene Ontology annotation, cellular component: centrosome; nucleus; cytoplasm. Gene Ontology annotation, biological process: protein phosphorylation; regulation of cytokinesis; mitotic cell cycle. The record is from RefSeq and is a predicted model, not a curated record. Gene Ontology annotation, molecular function: ATP binding; protein serine/threonine kinase activity; protein binding. NCBI's taxonomy places the organism in Eukaryota, Metazoa, Platyhelminthes, Cestoda, Cyclophyllidea, Taeniidae.
AUGGAUAAGUCAAAAGCGAAGGAGGUUCCCGCUAUUGUGCAUGACAAGUCAAACGGUAAAACGUAUGUGAGAGGGAGGUUUCUUGGAAAAGUACAGACUUGUUGUGGAGGCUUCGCUCGCUGUUGGGAGUUGGGUGACCAAGACACCGGUGUAAAGUAUGCGGGAAAAGUUGUUGCGAAAUGCGAUAUCCUCAAGCCCUCCCAGCGUCAGAAGAUGCAGCAAGAAAUUACGAUUCAUGCUUCAUUGAAGCACGAAAAUAUUGUCGGUUUUCACAGGUCUUUUGAGGAUGAAGCCAACAUAUACAUAUUGCUCGAGCUGUGCCCAAGGCGGACUCUCAUGGAACUGCACAAGAGACGUCGACAAGUUACUGAGCCAGAAGCCCGGUACUUUAUCAGGCAAAUCGUCACCGGAUGUCAAUAUCUGCACCUUAAUAACAUAAUUCAUCGCGAUCUUAAACUGGCCAAUCUGUUUUUAAAUGAUGACAUGAUUGUAAAGAUUGGGGAUUUUGGUUUGGCCUCUAGAAUUACUAAAGAAGGUGAAAUGAAGAAGACACUAUGUGGGACGCCAAACUAUAUUGCUCCUGAGAUUCUCUGCAAACAUGGCCACAGCUUUGAGGUAGAUUCGUGGUAUACCCUUCUUGUGGGUCGUCCGCCUUUCGAAACGUCAAGUUUGCAUGACACAUAUGAAAAAAUAAAGAAGAACGAUUAUCUCGUUCCUGGUAACAUCAGCAUAGCAGCCACAAACUUGAUUCGUGCCUUUCUUAACUCUGAUCCACAAAAGCGGCCGAGCAUGUUCAGUGUGAUGGACCAUAGUUUCUUUAAAGGAUUUACUCCCACCGGUCUCCCUGUCAGUGCACUAACCACCUGUCCCCGAUUCGACAAUCUUGCUCGCAAUCCCUCCGACAGACGACCACUCUCUGUUAUUGAUGCUAAUCUAAAUGAUGUAUCAACGGUCAGUACAGAGGCGAAUAAAGAUUACACUACAGACGAUUGCUGGCUUACAGUUUUGUUUGAGAAGUUAGGAGAACUACUACGUGCACCCGUACUGCAAGCAACCUCCAUAACCGCAAUGGAAGAGAGCGAGGAUCCAGCAUGUGUUCCCAUUUAUUGGGUCUCUAAGUGGGUGGAUUAUUCGGACAAGUAUGGCAUUGGUUAUCAUCUGUGUGAUUUCUCGAACGGUGUUCUUUUUAACGAUGAUACACGCUUAAUCUUCACCGCGAACAAAGAGAACCUCCAAUAUAUUGAAAGUGGUGGCAAAGAGCACUUGUAUACCAAGAAUGACUACCCCGCUACACUCAAAAAGAAAGUAACAUUACUUACUUGCUUCACUAGUUACAUGCAGGAAAAUCUGCUUCAUGCCGGAGAGAACAUUGUGCGUCGGGAGUCAGAUAGCAUGGCCAGACUUCCCUUCCUCCGAAGCUGGUGUCGAACCCGCGUCGCAAUCGUGCUUCAUCUUAGCAAUGGAACAUUGCAACUCAAUUUCUUCGACGAUCACUCCAAAAUCAUCCUCUGCCCUUUGAUGGAGGCUGUUACUUUUAUUGACCCGAGUCGUAAUUUCAAAACCUUUCGUUUCAAUUUGCUCAGGAAAUAUGGCAUUACUGAUGACUUAAUGAAGCGAUUGAAGUACGCCUACGAUAUGAUAGAUCGCAAGCUCUUGCAACAGCAGUCUGAAUCCCACGCGCGUUGCACUGGCGCAAAGAAUAAAAAAGGUUCUCGAGAGACAGUUCCACAUCCAGCCAUUGCUCCAAUGAAAGAAGAAGAUCCUGUUAGUGCAGCCGUUGGCGCAGGGAAGCAAGACGCUCCAAAGUUUGCACUAUGUACCGCGGACGUGAUCGUUCUUAACGCAAGCUCAGGAUGUGAUGUGCAGCCACAGGCUGCACAGGGCACGAACACGUUAGGAACAGAUUAUACUGAAAUUGAAGGCUACUAUGUAAUGGUACCUUAUUUAGCCACAUUCUUCGUAGUCUGUCUACUGGUCAACAUCCUCAAUGCACCUUAUAAAGUCCAAAUUACCGAAUUCGUAUCAAUUAUCAUGAUAGUCAGUAUGUAUGGACUGCCUCUCACAGUGGUUAUCGUCGGAAUUAUGGUUGUCUUAGCGAUAAUCGGUCGAAGUCUGCGCGGAACCAAAAUCCUGCCCCAACUUAUUGGCCUCCUUACUCUCGGAUUCAUCACAAAGGCUAUGGACUAUGUACCAUGGAUAGACUUCAACAUGCACCUUCAUGCAUCGUCCCUGGGCUACUCUGGCUUUUACGCCCAAGUAGUGCGUGCGAUGCUGUUGUGUUGUGACUACGCGAGGCAGGCGAGGCCGGUGUCCUGGAGACGUCUCCUCUCCGAGUCUAUCGGCUUUUCCGCUUCCACUGACGUCUUCAUGCCCGCCUCCUUCGUCCUCUUCACUGACUGGCUACAGUGGCGCAACGGCCAGCAAGAGUUUGAGUGGACCGGACCUUUCCAGAUGGCUCCCAAACAACUUCUCGGUAAAGCCACAGUGGUGCGAACCCUUUCGUUGGGUCGGAUUCUCCUUCGUGCUUUUCGAAUUAUCUUUUGGUUCUUGGUGCACAAAUACAUUAUUUGCUCAGUCGACUUCUUGGAUGUUCUUGGGGCACCUAUUGAACGAAUACUCAAAGGGCGGGCUGUGCCGAUGGACUCGUCCCUUCUCUGUUUUGCCGCCUACGUGUUCACCGCACGUUUCAACGUCUUCUACGUCGUCUUCUACAACCUAUCGCGGCUGUUGGGAGAUCUGCAGCAGCUUCUCCUCUCACCCGCGUUCGCUCCAAACACCACUCAGCUUGUCAAAGGUGAUCCUAAGGCAGAGAGAGCAUGGAAGGAGGCCUCGUUAAUUAGACGGUGGCUCAAGGUGAAGGUUAAAACAGAGUGCUUGAUGCCAGAAGGCCCCUGUUGCAUAUUGGCCGCCUUUACGUCAUCAGAAAUUUGGAGAUAUUUUGACGUUGGCUUGUACAAUGUUUUGAAGCACUACAUCUACAUUCCAUGGAUGGAGUUUACAUCAACAGUGAUUGGCAAAGUUUCGACGAAGGCUAGCACAAAACAGAGCCCUCUCGUUAGAAAUUUUGUCACCUUAUUCGGAGCUGCUUUCACCUAUAUACUUGUUCUCACUUUUCACAGUUGGAGUAAAGGAAACUGCAUAUGGGUUUCAAUCAGUUUCACUCUCUGGGUACUUGAAAGAUUCGUCAAUCAGGCCAACAAAGCAUAUGGAAUUUGUGACUCAUUGUCGAGACGUCUGUCCCCGUCCUGGGAACAGAGAAUUCGGUGCUCGGGAUUCGCCCUAGUUCAGACAUGUAAUAUGAUGAGUUUCUUUUGCUUCUUAACCAACUUCGAUUCCGGCUGGUUUCUCAUGAGGACGAUGCUUGCACAACCGCGUGCGGCUCUCCUCUUCUCCUCCGUACUCUACUGUUCGUAUCAAAUGAAACUCGCUUUGAUGACGUAG